This is a messenger RNA of Drosophila yakuba, 1266 nucleotides long. It is a transcript of the gene Pka-C2, whose product is annotated as cAMP-dependent protein kinase catalytic subunit 2. Gene Ontology annotation, molecular function: cAMP-dependent protein kinase activity; ATP binding. Gene Ontology annotation, cellular component: cAMP-dependent protein kinase complex; nucleus. The record is from RefSeq and is a predicted model, not a curated record. Gene Ontology annotation, biological process: peptidyl-serine phosphorylation. Bases 201 to 1265 code for a protein of 354 amino acids. The transcript is spliced from 5 exons. NCBI's taxonomy places the organism in Eukaryota, Metazoa, Arthropoda, Insecta, Diptera, Drosophilidae.
ACUCAGCCGUCACCGAUUAUCUGAUUAAUGAGUGAAAGUGCUGAAAUCCAAAUUCCAAGUAUAUCAAGUAUAUCCAGCGCCCAUUACCGAAUAGAUUUGCAACUCAAACUCAAAAUUGCUUCGCUAGUCCAGCUCCGCAACGGAAGGCACUCGCAAAGGCGCCGUAAGAUGCGCGAUUGGCCGGAUAGCGGACUGCUGUUAUGAGCCAGCACACUACGCAGUACGUUUUCAACUCAAAGGAAGACUACAACAUCACCCUAGACAACAUGAGUCGCGAGUUCGAAGAGCGGUGGAACCACCAGACCCAGUCGCCCUACACCAACCUGGAGAACUAUAUAACCAGGGCCGUUCUCGGCAACGGAAGUUUUGGCACUGUGAUGCUGGUCAGGGAGAAGGGUGGCAAGAACUACUAUGCCGCCAAGAUGAUGAGCAAGGAGGAUCUGGUGCGGCUGAAGCAGGUGGCCCACGUACACAACGAGAAGCACGUCCUGAAUGCCGCCCGAUUCCCGUUCCUCAUCUACCUGGUGGACUCGACGAAGUGCUUUGACUACCUCUACCUGAUCCUCCCGCUGGUCAAUGGAGGUGAGCUGUUCAGCUACCAUCGCAGAGUUCGCAAGUUCAACGAGAAGCAUGCCAGAUUCUAUGCCGCCCAGGUGGCACUGGCCCUCGAGUAUAUGCACAGGAUGCACCUCAUGUACCGUGAUCUGAAGCCGGAGAACAUUCUGCUCGAUCAGCGCGGCUACAUCAAAAUCACGGACUUUGGUUUCACAAAGCGUGUGGAUGGCCGCACCUCAACGCUGUGUGGAACCCCGGAGUACCUGGCCCCGGAGAUCGUUCAACUCCGGCCGUAUAACAAAUCGGUGGACUGGUGGGCCUUCGGUAUCCUGGUGUACGAGUUUGUGGCAGGGCGCUCUCCCUUCGCCAUUCACAAUCGAGAUGUUAUUCUGAUGUACUCCAAGAUCUGCGUGUGCGACUACAAGAUGCCCUCAUACUUUACGGCCCAGCUGAGGAGUCUCAUCGAGAGUCUCAUGCAGGUGGACACCACCAAGCGUUUAGGAAACUCGAACGAGGGCGCCAGUGACGUGAAGGGUCAUCCGUGGUUCCAGGGCGUGGAUUGGUUUGGCAUUCUUAACCAGGAGGUCACCGCCCCCUACUUGCCAACUGUUUCCGGUGCCGAAGAUCUGUCCAACUUUGAGAACUUCGAGUUCAAGGAUCGGUACAAGUCCCGAAUAAACCGCCAUCCCGAAUUGUUUGCGAAUUUUUAAA